AUGAACUCUCAGCACGAUGCUAGGGUUUUAGUCAACACCUCCGAUACCCAUGCGAGCUCAGCAAACUGCCAACCGCCUCGCCCUGAUGACCGCCGUGGCUUCGAGAUAGCUAUUAUUUGUGCGUUGACGCUUGAAGCAGAUGCUAUCGAAGCAUUGUUCGAUCAUCACUGGGAAGACGACGGCCCGCCGUUUGAUAAGGAUCCAGGCGACCCUAAUGCAUAUUCAACAGGAGUAAUUGGUCGUUUCAAUGUGGUCCUCGCAUACAUGCCAGGAACGGGCAAAGUCAAUGCCGCCACCGUCGCUGCCAACUGUGGAAAAAGCUUUCCAAGUAUCAAGCUUGCUCUCGUGGUCGGUAUCUGUGGCGUCGUCCCGUUCAGCCCUACCAAGGACGAGAUCAUCCUGGGCGAUGUCAUCAUCAGCAACGGAGUCAUCCAGUAUGACUUUGGUCGACAGUUUCCCGAGCGCCUGGUUCGUAAAGAUACGUUACUAGAUGUCCCUGGCAGACCCAACCUCGAGAUUCAGGGUAUCUUAACAAAGCUGCAAGGCCUACGACACCGCCGCCAAUUAAGCGCUAAGAUCGAAAGCUUUCUAGAUAUUCUCCGUCAGGAUCCGGAGCUUCACGCUGAGUAUCCCGGAGCUAACGAAGAUAAGCUCUUCGAGGCUACCUAUCGUCACGUGGAUGACCAAAAGCCGUGUGAGCAGGCUGGAUGUAAAGGCGACCUGGUUGAGAGAGACCGCCUGUCGACUUCAGAUGUUCCUCCAAAACCAGUUGUCCACUUUGGUUUGAUGGCUUCUGCAGACACAGUCAUGAAGUCCGGCGAAGAUCGUGACCGUAUAGCCUCGACGGAAGAUGUCAUUGCCUUUGAGAUGGAAGGCGCUGGUGUCUGGAAUAGCUUCCCGUGUAUCAUCAUCAAGGGCGGCUGUGAUUAUUCUGAUAGUCAUAAAAGCAAGGUCUGGCAACGAUAUGCAGCAGCCACAGCUGCAGCUUGUGCGAAGGCUUUUCUGGGCUUCUGGACCCCAUCAGUCACUCAAGAUGUCGUGCGUCUGACUGCAAACCUCAAGAGACGCUGCUCAUUAGCAGAUCAAGAAUAUAUUGAACAGAGGAAAAGACUCGCUGAAGAACCCACCACAGAAUCCAGGUGUCACUACCUACCACUGCAGAGGAACAAGAACUUUACAGGUCGCGAGGGAACAAUCGCUGAGCUUCAAAAACUUCUCUUCACUGACCCUGAUGGACAGCGAGUCGGUUUGGGCGGUUUGGGCGGCGUUGGCAAGACACAGAUUGCCCUCCAGCUUGCACAUCUUGUGAAGAAAGAAGAAAAGGCAGAUUGCAGCUACUCGGUCAUAUGGAUGCCCGCGUUGAGCAUGGCGAGUUUCGAACAAGCCUGCACCGAAAUGAUUACGGAGUUCGGCAUCCAGCGGGCUAAUGAAGAGGGCUCCAAAAAAACAUUCAAGAGGUUCCUAAGCUCAAAAAAGGCUGGAAAGUGGUUUCUUAUCGUCGACAAUGCUGAUAGCAUCGAGACUCUGUACGGAACGGCGGAUGCCCCGGGAGGCAUCGACGAGUUCAUACCAGACUGCGAGCACGGUUACAUUUUAUACACAACCCGAUCUCGUGAGGUUGCUGUUAGCGUGGCACAGAAUAAUGUCGUUAAGCUGUCAGAAAUGGAUGAUGAGGAUGCGAAGGCCCUCUUAGAGAGUUCAUUGAUUGAAAAGGGCCAGAUGGAGGACACUGUUCUUAUCGACAAGCUCCUACAAAAGCUUGCCUAUCUACCUCUUGCUAUCACCCAAGCUUCAGCAUAUAUGAAAGUUAAUGAGAUCUCAGUCAACGAGUAUCUCCACCUCCUCCAAAAUACCGAUCAGGAUAUGGUAGAGCUGCUCAGUUGUGGGUUUCGUGAUAGGACUCACUACGAUCCUUCCCAAGGCGCAGUUGCAACGACCUGGAUUGUGUCUUUCAAGCAAAUCCGCGCUCUCCACGAAGACGCUGCAAAGAUUCUCUCUGUCACGGCCUAUCUUGAACCGAAAGCGAUACCUCGUGCCUUAUUACCGCCUCUGGGGUCUGACCAAAAGAUGGCUCGUGCUAUUGGUACGCUCUGCGGAUACAGCUUCUUGAGUAAACGAGAAGAUGGGGAGACGUUCGACAUUCAUAGCCUCGUUCACCUUGCCGUCAAAAGAUGGAAUGAAGAAGAGGGACUCGAGGCAGGAACACGACAGAUGGCAUUCGCACACGUUGCUAAGGCAUUCCUAUAUAACGACUGGGAGGACCACUCCUAA
Messenger RNA from Fusarium tjaetaba, 2271 nucleotides. RefSeq names its product kinesin light chain. Gene Ontology annotation, molecular function: catalytic activity; ADP binding. Gene Ontology annotation, biological process: nucleoside metabolic process. Lineage: Eukaryota; Fungi; Ascomycota; Sordariomycetes; Hypocreales; Nectriaceae. Bases 1 to 2271 code for a protein of 756 amino acids. The transcript is spliced from 3 exons. The record is from RefSeq and is a predicted model, not a curated record.